Messenger RNA from Quercus robur (English oak), 1296 nucleotides. RefSeq lists its product as uncharacterized. The transcript has 2 exons. The record is from RefSeq and is a predicted model, not a curated record. The coding region runs from base 1 to 1296 and encodes 431 amino acids. Lineage: Eukaryota; Viridiplantae; Streptophyta; Magnoliopsida; Fagales; Fagaceae.
AUGGCGGAAAUGCUCCUGAAGGCACAGAAGUACAUGAAUGCUGAAGAUUCUUUAGCUGCCAUAAAGGGUGUCGAGAAGCCAGGCGACAAGGCCAAGAGGGAAGACGACCGUAGGGGGCAGAAGAGAGAUCGACUAGAUCGUCGGAACAAUGACGGGAACAGGAGGAAAGAUGAUAAAAGUCCUCGGACGGAAAGAUUUACUCCCUUGAACAAGUACUAUCGGUUCCACAAAGAUCACGGCCACAACAUAGAAGAUUGCAGAGACCUAAAGGAGCAAAUAGAGGAAUUAAUACGGAAAGGGAAGUUACAGAAAUAUGUGAAGAAAGGAGAAUAUAGCAAGUUCAGGGACGACAAUAAAAUCCAGCAUGAAUCCUUCUCCCGGGAUGACGACCGUCCGUCCCAGCCUCCACACAAGGUGAUCGGGGAGAUAAACACGAUUACAGGAGGGCCGUUUUCAGGAGGGUCAUUUAAAUCACUCAAAAAGGCAUACCAGAGAAAGGUGAACAGUGUCCACGCCAUACCUCCGUCCAACCACCGACGAACAUUCCAGGACAUAUCCUUCAGUGAAGGAGACGCCAUGGGAGUGAAGCAGCCCCACAACGAUCCCUUCGUUAUAAUGCUGAAUAUAGAAGGGUUCAAUACUAAGAGGAUCCUCGUCGAUAAUGGCAGCUCCGUGGACAUCAUCUACCUCCCAGCCUUCCAGCAGCUGAGACUAGAUCCGAAAAGACUGCUCCCUUUUGACUAUCCACUCGUCAGCUUUAGCGGGGACAGGGUCUACCCCAGGGGUAUAGUGACAUUGACGGUGACGGCGGGGACCUACCCAGUGCAGUUGACCCGACAAGUAGACUUCUUGGUGGUAGAUUGUCCCUCAUCCUACAAUGUCAUCGUUGGAAGGCCCACGCUCAACAAGUGGAAAGCGACGACGUCAACUUACUGUUUGAAGGUAAAAUUCCCAAUAGAUAAUGGUGUCGGUGAAGUGAAAGGAGAUCAAGUCCUAGCAAGAGAAUGCUAUCAAGCCGUCCUGGCUGGGAAGGAAAACCACACAUGGAUGAUUGAAGAAAAGGAAGAAGAUAGGAUAGAGGCCCUGGAGACGGUAGAAUUGGUAGAAGGAGAAGCGAGCAAGACGACCAAGAUAGGAACGACGUUGAGCCCCGAGAUGAGAACAAAACUCAUAAGGUUCCUUAAAGAGAAUCUAGAUGUUUUCGCAUGGAGCCACGAGGACAUGCCGGGCAUAUCUCUAGAAGUCAUCCAGCAUAAGUUGAAUGUGGACCCAGAACAGAAACCCGUCCAGCAAUGA